CAGCAACCGGCGUAUCCAGUGUUAACAAACGUCAAACGUCCAUUUUAUAUUCCGUUUUUGCAUCGAAGAGUUGCAAAAUUUCCGUGGAAAUUUCUCAACUUUUCUUUUGUGCUAAUUUUGCGGAAUAUUUGAAGUGUUAUAAACAGUUUUUAGAUAUAAGUUUAUUUUUUAGCGUUUUUAGGUUUUUUUAGUGAUUAAUAAUUCAUACAUUUAUUAGAGGUGCAAUUGCUCUGGUGCAGUGACAAAGCAAGCAAGGAAAGUUUUUAGAAAAAUUGGUCUCAUUGCAUCAUAUUGCAUCAGUGUUCGUUUUUCAUAGUCCUAUUCUACAAAAUCAAAGAUGCCAAAAAUGAGUAAAAAGUCCGCUAAGACGAAAAAUAUCCAGCAAAAAAAAAAAUAUUUAGCCAAAAAGUUGGAAAAUACAGAAAGCGGUAACAAAGGGGAAAAUUUACAAAAUACUAGUAAACAAGUACAUGUGCAACACAAGUUGCCCAUAAACAAGAUCUCAGAGGAUAGUACAAGUAAGGUAAAAUUCAAUGAAGUUGUAAUAGAGUCUAAUAAGCGAAAGUCAUUGACGGUUAUUGACAACAAUGAAGUAUUGUCAUCAAAAACUGUUAAUCAUAAAAAACAAAAAGUUAUUGAUUCUUUUCAAAAGUUAUCCCAUACAGGUGAAAUUCAGAAUAGUGAAAAAAUGCAGGAAGACACUACAAUCAAUCAUCCAACCAAGUUUGAACUAGCAUUAAGAGAAGGCCCCACCAUUGUUUGCAGUUGUUGUUUGAGAUUAUGGUUUCCCACUUCAUGUACAAAAAUAAAUCUACAAUUGCUAAAAAACAAAUUUGGAAACCAAUUCAUUACACAAAUUUGCAAUGAUGGGGUUUUCUUUUGCAAGUCUUGCUCAUCAAAUAUUUAUAAAGGACAAUUGCCAAAGUUCUGGUCCGGCAAUCAUAAUAUUGUUCACCCUAUACCAGUUGAGCUAAAAGAUCUGACUAUCCUUGAAGAAAGGAUGGUGUCGGCCAGGUUACCUUUCAUGCAAAUCCGACAGGUAGGAUAUGCACGACAGUGUUACAUAACUGGCCAAAUAGUCAAUGUCCCUAUAAAUAUAGAUACUUCGACCAAAUUAUUGCCUAGAAAUGUAGAGGAGACACAAACUAUUCAGGUUAAGCUCAAGAGAAAAAUGAACUAUAAAAAUGAUUAUCUCCUGGAAACCAUACGGCCCGCAGUUGUUCUAAAAGCGGCAAAAUUUUUGUGUCAACAACCUCUUUACAUACAAGAAGGCAUAAAGCAAUCAGAUGAUUGGGAAAAAAAUAUUAAUGACUAUAUACGAUCUCAAGUAGAAUCCUCUGCACAGAUCUUAAAUGAAGGCUCAAAAGUGUUGGAACUGGAUUCUAAAACAGUGUGUAGUGAAAAUUUUGAAGAAUUGUUCGAUAAUGCGUUUUUCGAAACAAUGGAAGUGCCCCUAGAAUCUAAGAAUGACGAUAAAAAUAUUCAAAAAGAAUCUUCAAUUGAAAAAAACAAUAUAUACAAUUUAGAGGAAUUCUUAGAUGAAGAAGAAGAGCCUUUAAAUCCUGGGGGCCAAGAAACUUUGCUUGACAAAUGUAACCUAGAAAAUAUCUGUUUUGCCCCAGGAGAAGGUAAAACGCCAAUACAUUUGAUGCUUGACCAGUUUAGCGAUGAACUCUCAUUUCCUACACUUUUCUGUGGACAUGCUAAGCAAUUUCUUACAAAAUUCUCCUAUUCUGACCAGACGAAAAUACUACUCCAGCACAAAGACAGGCGAUUUGCAAGGACAGACUAUCUGUUGUAUACAUUUAAAAAACGUCAACUAAUCCAAUUAUCCAGUGCAAUUGCAACAUGUCUCAGAAAAAAGAGGAAUGAGGAUGGAAAAUAUACAGCUGGACAAGUAAGACAAGCAAAUUUUCUAGACCAGCUGAUUCGAAGUGACAUGGGAUUCCAUUUUCUUAGUAGAAUUGUAGGUUCACCUGCUUAUUGGAAGCACGAAAAGACAAAAUUACUGUGUAUGAUUCGCCAAUUUGGAAUCCCCACACUGUUUUUUACCGUGUCAGCAGCCGAAACAGCAUGGCCCGAAUUAAUCAAGGUAUUAGCACAAGUUGUUGAUCAAAAAGAUGUUACUCUAGAGGAGGCCGCGAGUAUGCCCUACUUAGAAAAAACUCGCUUAAUUAGAACAGAUCCGAUAACUUGUGCCAGAUACUUUGAUUAUCGGUUCAAACUGCUAUUUAAAUAUAUGAAGAGUCAAAAUGGACCCUUUAAACAAAAUCCCAUAGAGCAUCAUUAUUACCGCAUAGAAUUUCAACAUCGUGGGUCUCCUCAUGUUCACGGGUUAUUGUGGUUAUCAAAUGCUCCAAAAUUCCAAGAAACACCAGAAAGUUUCAAAGAGUGUGCCGAAUUCGCGAACAGGUAUAUUACCUGUAAUAGUGAUUUAGAAAGUGUCCGUGAUAUAAUUCAGUUUAAUACGCAUCAUCAUUCUAAAUCGUGUCAAAAAGAAGUGCGGGGAUACAAAGUUUGCAGGUAUGGUAUCCCAUACCUUCCAAUGGAUAAAUCGGUAAUUCUAACGCCAAUAAAAAUUGACAAAACCAAGGAAGCGGAUUUACGUAAGGCCAUGUCUGAAAAGUUUUUAAUGAUAAUGCGUAGGCUUAAGGAUAAACCAGAUUUAUCAUUUGAAAACUUUUUGGCUGACCUUGUUAUGUCUAAGGAUGAAAAGGCUGCCAAAAGAUGGUUUUAUUAA
Anthonomus grandis grandis is the source of this 2740-nucleotide messenger RNA. RefSeq lists its product as uncharacterized. The coding region runs from base 338 to 2740 and encodes 800 amino acids. Lineage: Eukaryota; Metazoa; Arthropoda; Insecta; Coleoptera; Curculionidae. The record is from RefSeq and is a predicted model, not a curated record. The transcript has 3 exons.